AAAGAAAAGAUAAAGAUUAGGAAAGGAGAUGAAAAUUAGAUUGAAUACAAAAAUUUAGGGACGGAAUAUUCAGUUUUUGUUAGCAAUAAAUAAAUAAAUAAAUUCCUCAAUAAGAAGGGGGUUUCUCUUUUCUUUGCCGCGUGCGUUCCUCUCCUCAGGUGGUGACUCGGUCACCCCUUGCCUCCUUCGGCCACCCUCUCCUCCUCUCCUCUCCUCUCCUCUUCCUCUUCCUCCCUCUCCUCGUCGCCCUUCCACCAAAGCGAGAGAUCGACCGACUCCUCUCCCUCCGCCGCCGACCCCCCUAGGUGUUGUUGAUCGCUUUGCGAAAUGGAGCUCCCAGUUGCUGAUCCUGGGCCGGUGAGGGCUGAAGGAUUGCUUCUGCAGUGUCCCUAUUGUGAUUCAGAGGCAAUGCACAAACUCGCGCAGUUCUUGCUCCCCGGCUUGGCUGCGGUAUGCAUUGACUGCACGACAGGCGAUCUCUUCAGGAAGCCGUCGGUUGUCGCCGUUGACAUGAGGAAGGAAAUGGUGGACUAUGUCACGCAGAGAAGCGAGACAUUCAUAUCCGAUUCGCUUAUCGAAUCAGAAGCAAGUCAGGAUCAAGAGAACGAGAUGCCGGAGGACCCUUUUGAGAUCGUGUCCAUCUUCAUGGAUGAUUUUAGUAGCACGAAGAGGAACAUUAUCGGCCAUGUCUCUGGGUGGUUGAUGAGCGACAGCCGCGAAGAUAAGAUUGAUGACUUUGUCCAAGAAAUGGAGAUGACCCGCUUCUGGCCGCUGGAAAGGAGAGAAGUUAUUGCUGAGGUCCUCCUCAAGAAUGUAGACCUGAAAACCAAGUACCACUGCCCUGAGAAAUAUGAAAAUGAAGAACGUCUCGCUGAUCAUAAGGCCCAGUGUAGCUUCAGACCUGUUACCUGCCCCAAUGAUGGAUGCCGAGCGAAAGUUUCUGUUCGCUGCAUGCAAGACCAUGAUUCAGCUUGCCUGUUUAAAAUCCUUACAUGUGAGCAGAACUGUGAGAAGCGGCUUCUGAGGCAUGAUAUGGAUAGGCACUGCGUGACUGUGUGCCCCAUGAGGCCCAUGAAAUGCCCUUUUGGCUGUGAUUCCUCCUUUCCUGAGCGUAAUCUUGAGCAGCACUGUUCUGAGUUUCUUCAGGCACACCUCCAUAAACUCCUCAAGGCUAUUCAUAAGAAAGGUUUUACAGAUGAGGGGCUCAAGGACCAUGCUCUACUGCUGGAAAAGCAUGACAAUGAUGGUAAACUGGCUAAAUCUCGGGAUGUAAGAUCUCUUACUAAUGUUGUAAAGAAUCUUGAAGCCAAAAUAAAAGAUGAUUCGAGUUAGAGUGGAUGGCGUCUCCAGAGCAAAAUGCAAGUUUUUUUUGAGGCAGCAAAAUGCAGCAUGGAUAUUGAAUGGUAUAGUUGAAGAGUUGUUUCCACUCACAGUAUACACAGAAGAGUACAAGAUUCUGCACGUUUUUCCUUUACAACUAUAAUUUUCCCCUCAUGAUUUUUCUUUUCUCAAAAUCGGUUAGUUUUUUAUGGUGUAAAAGUAUAACAUUAUUUUAUCCUUGCUAUUUUGUCCAAGGAACUCUUUUUUUUCAUAUAAAUUGAGAAUAAUUUAUCAGGAAUGCUAAUUUUUGUUUAAUUUAUGGAAGGGCGAUGCUCGAAGUAAGGGAUGUUUUUCCCAGUCUGAUUC
This is a messenger RNA of Oryza sativa Japonica Group (Japanese rice), 1686 nucleotides long. RefSeq lists its product as uncharacterized. The record is from RefSeq and is a predicted model, not a curated record. NCBI's taxonomy places the organism in Eukaryota, Viridiplantae, Streptophyta, Magnoliopsida, Poales, Poaceae. Gene Ontology annotation, molecular function: zinc ion binding.